AUGGAGGAAGUAGAGGUACAGAAGAUUCCUUCAGCUUGCUCACCAGCUCGAUUCAGCCCAAAGAAACUAGUUCAAUGGAUGUUAUGUUUUAUUGGUCUGUAUUUAGCUCUCAAUAUGUUUUAUGCCCGGUUACUUCCCUUGGAUCAAUACACCAUUAGGCAAUACUACCAUCGUAUCAGUGUAGAAGAAGACAAGUGGCUCGUGACGUAUGUACCGGGAAACUGGACAGGGGAAGUCACUCAUGUUUUAGAUUUAUCCAGUUGGGGAACAGUACUGGUUGGUGAAGCACAAGACGGGCCCAGCGCAUGUAGACCACCAAAAUGUUUCUAUGUGGGACCCUUUGAGAUGGAAAUCCUGAAUUUUUCUGUUGCUCGACAUCUUAAAGGACCACAGAAGAUACUGAUUGGUCAAAUGGUUGCUAUUCUGUUAGGAGCUGAACUGAUACUGCCGUUUGAAAUAGAUCGAGUUCCCUUGGAGUCCCUCUCAGACAUGGAUGCAGCUGCCAAGACGUCUGGUCUGGUACAUACCGGAAGUGCAGUUUUCAAUCCAUAUUCAUUACGGACGGUUCUUUUGACUGAUGAUCAUAUCUUCUCACCUGCGUCCGAAAUCAGACCACUUUUAUUGUCUGCUACGAGAAAGACAAAGGCGGGAAACAGUGGCGAUGACCAAUCUCCAGAAAAGUUCCAUCUGUCACGGAACGGUUACGUCAAUUUGGACCAACUUGACGUUAUAUUUCAUCAUGAUGCAUUCUGGGGAAUGAUACAUCCGAUCAUGCGCAGUGUUCUUGGUUAUGGAGAACUGGAUUCAUUUUGGGUUCAGAAAGUUAUUCAUUCCAUGGGUAAAACUGUUAGCAUUUAUAAUCCCAUAUCCGAACCUCAUUCGAAAUCAAAUAAAACUAAUAAGGUUUUUGCACAGACGGAUAUUUUUGUGACUGACGUCUUAGAAAGCUUAAAUAAAAUCAACUGUAACAAAGGAACCGUACAAAUUACGAAAUGCAUUGAACAUAUAUUUCAAGAAUUUAUAAAACGAAGACUUUUUCCGCCCAGUAUAUUCGAUAUUUGGAAUGACUAUUGCAAGGAUCUGACAGCAAUUAAUUAUCACUUUCCGGUUAUUGACUCUUUCGUGGUACCAGACGAUUUCCGGUUUAAGUUGUUUUUCUCUGCAAGAUCAAAUCCAAAUCCUCCAAAACGUUCAUUGAUGAAAUAUUCCAACAUCUUAAAUACUUGUAAAGGUCUAAAAUUUCACUGGCAUGAUCCGAAAAUCAGCGACAUUUUGCUGAUCAUAACUGUCAAUAACGCAGACGACAUUAGUCAACUUCCGGUUUUGGAUUUUAUGUACAGACGAUGGUUUCAACACGUCAUGUUUUGUGGCUCGGAUGUUUACGAAUUUAAAGAGAUUUUAAGCAAGCUUCAUUAUCCAUUGUCCUUGUUGGAUCUUUAUUUUGUAGACGGUUUGGAUCGUGAAGGACUCUUUCAACAAAGAUGCAUGAUGGCUGCCAUGGUGAUCAAAUUUGGUGUCAAAGGUUAUAUGCAAAUUAAGUGUGACACUUUACUCAAUCCAUGGAUGCUACAAAACCUUCCACGAGAUAAGAUAGUGCUAGCUGGAAAUAUGGGAACGAUCGACGCCACGCAAGAUAAAAUGCAGUAUUGGGAUUGGUGGGCUAAAGAAUGCGGAAAAGUUGCUUGGUCCAAUUUCUUCACUUUAAUGCAACAGACGAGUGAAUUGGAACCACUUUCAGCAUCAUUCCUAGAAAUAGUUUCCGAAAACACCAAACCCAAUACUGCUUACUAUAGUGGAUGGAAUAUCUUUUACAUUCCUGCAAGCUUUCAGGAGAACUUUAUCCAUGCUGCUAACAAGAGCCUAACGAGUGGACUAAUGAAUGAGCUGGCCUUGCCUACCAUCGUUCUGGGACUUCAGAACAAGACUGGUUUCCAUACAAUUAAAGAUCACAGCCUGUGGGGUGAAGCCAGUUUGAAAUUCGAUGAACUCUACAACACAACGGAUAUUUUUCUGUUUCAGUUCAACCUCAGAACUCAAAUCAAAACUCAGAAAGGAAAGGAUUUCUUUUGUGAGAAGUAUCUGAAACAUUCUGAAAUUCAGUUGAAAUCAAAUAAAAAUGGUUGAGAUGUU
This is a messenger RNA of Lottia gigantea (owl limpet), 2130 nucleotides long. RefSeq lists its product as hypothetical. The coding region runs from base 1 to 2124 and encodes 707 amino acids. The record is from RefSeq and is a predicted model, not a curated record. The transcript is spliced from 4 exons. NCBI's taxonomy places the organism in Eukaryota, Metazoa, Mollusca, Gastropoda, Lottiidae.